Messenger RNA from Centropristis striata (black sea bass), 3765 nucleotides. RefSeq names its product N-acetyltransferase 16 (gene nat16). Bases 716 to 1789 code for a protein of 357 amino acids. The record is from RefSeq and is a predicted model, not a curated record. Lineage: Eukaryota; Metazoa; Chordata; Actinopteri; Perciformes; Serranidae. The transcript is spliced from 5 exons. Gene Ontology annotation, molecular function: acyltransferase activity, transferring groups other than amino-acyl groups.
AAGACUUAAGAUUCAUUAUUACUUCUCUUACUUCUUAUAUUUUAUGUCACCCUUCAUAAUAACAUUAAUAGUAUUUGGGAGAUAUCUAUAAAAUAUACCCUGAAACCACAAAAAUAUUAUGUUUUAAAAAGACACUUGCUGCUAUAAGGGUGCAAGUGAUUUAAGUUGUCUGUUGAGAGACACAGGAUGUUUUAUGUCUGUGUGUCUUUGCUGCAACAAUGCUUUUUUGGGUUUUAUACUGUAAUAAUAAGCUGUGAGAGCACUGUGUACUGGCAUCAUGCCAUUAUCUGAGAUUAUAAUCAGAGCAGAAUAUAUUAAAGAAUAUCAAAUUUCCAUAACUGUUGAUAUUAUGUAUUAAAGCAAAUACACACUAUACAUGAUUUGUAGAAACAAGUUGAUUUAUCUUACAUAUUAAUUUUCUGAAAGCAUAACUUGUAGACAGAACCGACUAGUGUGGGUCACAAUUUCAAAGUAUAUGGCACAGCUGUCUUAUUUUCAUGGCAACAAACACAGAGUGAUGAUUGACAGAUUCACCAACUAAUCAUUUUCUGGUGCCUCUGUGUCAAUGGUUUGUUUCAUGUAUAGAUGGGGCUACGUGGGAAAAAUGACAUGGAGCCUGCUAUCGCGCAACAGAGUGGUUUGCUUAUGUGUUUGCGUCAGCAUGGAGCCUACUGGCACGAAGCACUGGAGCCAAGGAUCUUCCCAGGAGACAUGAAUGAUUUUGGUGUCCAUGUUGUCAUCACACCAACAGGAUAAUCUACUGAAGACAUGUUAUUUCAAGAUGAAGAUUGACACCAGCCUGACUAUGCUCCAGCUGCCCGAGGCCCUGUCCCAGGCAGGCCUUCAGUUCACUGUGGCAACUGAAGAGGACUUCGAUGAUAUCAUGGCUAUGAGCCAGGACAUCUAUGGAGGCCUUGACUACCUGCCCACUAGAUACACCAACUGGCUGCAGGAGAGCAACCGCACAGUUAUAUUGGCUCGCAAACAGGGAAAAGUGAUUGCUCUGGAGUCAGUGGUUGUCAUUGACGAUGGGGAGACUAUGCUGGUGGAAGGCCUACGUGUUGCCCCUCAGGAAAGGGGCAAGGGUGUGGCAGGAGUUCUGCUGCGCUUUUGCUCCGAGCUGGUCAAAUCCAAGUUCCCUGAGGUCAAAGUAACCCGCUUGACCCGUGAUGAUCAGCUUGGACCCAAGGAUUUCCAGAAGUAUCGCCUCAUAACCAAGCAGGGUAUUCUGCUGGUGCGCUUCAGAGCUGAAGACCUCAAGCUCCGUCUGUCUGAGCUUGGUCUGGAUGCAGACAUCCAAUCGUCUUUUUCCACCUCCUCCAAUCCUCCAGUGCGUCUCGACCAUACAGCCGUCCGCCGGCUGUACCUGACCAAUGACCUGUUGCAGGAGGUUCUUCCUAAUUCCACCAUCAUUCAAGACUGGCAGCCAUUCAAGCCACUGCCGAGUAACAUGGCUAUCCUACUGAAGAAGGACAUUGACUGGAUGGUGGAUGAUGUGUCCAACCCUACUGUGGCCAGCCUCUGCACCUUCCCUUUCAGGGUGCCCAUUGGAGAUGACUGGUAUUACCUGAACAUUGACAUGUUCGGUAAAGACCUGGACCUGGUUCGGCAGCAGUUCUUGUGCCACCUGCAGCGCCACACCUCCACCCUGAAGGGUCACGUGAUGUGCCAGAUGUUCCUGGACCCACCUUUCUGGAAGCCCAUGGCCGAAUUCUGCCACAACACCUUGAAUGUGGAGCUGGUGAAGGAGUACACCGAGCAAUGCGUGGUGGAGUCAGACGUCAUCUAGUUACAGAAGGUGGAUAGAAUGGAGGAGAAGAUGAAGGAGCACGAAAGGAAUGAAGACAAGGGUUUAGACCACAAGGAAUGGACACAACUCAAUUACACUUAACAGAAAAACACACCCCUCUGUAAUGAGGAGAUAGGAACCAAGCAAACAAAAUGUAGUUUCUACAAAACAAAACAACUUCUAAGUGUGCAGUAAGUUAAAUUUAACAAUACACAAACAAAUACAGGGAGUGGACAUAAAAUCAUGAACAGAUCGUGUAAUCAGCUACAAUAGAUCUGUUCCAAAUAUAUUUGUAAAAAAUAUUUAAUUGAUGUCAGAGGUGUUGAUACAACUUUAUCUCUUUAAGUAACAUUUCUAAGUCCAUAGUUUUGAGGUGUACUACGUGUACAUAAACAAGGGUGGGACUAAAAAGCACCAGCACCCUUUUGUAACAUAAGUCUUCACACCAUUGGACUGGAUCCAAAACAGACCCAUGGAAAACAUUACAAAAUUCAAAGUUUAUACAUUUCUUUCUUUGAGAUAUCCAACCCUGAAAUGGGUUCCAAAAUUUGAAUGAAUGGGUCAGCAUUAUCAUUCAAAAUUGGUCCACUGUGCAAAUUUGGGUGCAUUUUUUUUGGUCCAAUACACUGCUUUAUUAAAUGCUGAUCGGACUGGACCCAAAUGCAGUCAACAAUAUUGCAAACUGUAGCUUCAAAAGUGAUUAUAGUGUUGAAUCAUCACCUUAGUAGCUUACCUUGAGUUUUAUAACAAUGAUUACAGGUUUUUUUUGUUAUUAUGUCCACGCUCUGUAUGCCGUAUGACACGAGAAGGUGUAUAAAGAGUGAAGAGCUUGGGGAGGCUUUCUCACACCGGUAGCAGUGAUGUAACCUAAAACCUAAAACCCAGUCAACAUGCAAAUGCUAUUCUUUGAAGAAAAAAAUCAAGUACCUUUAGGGCAUCUCAAACCUUUUAUCUCUGUUCUUUCUGUAAAUAUGAACCUUCUAAAUAUGUACACAAGCUGAGUUGGGUUACUAAAUCUGCACAACUCUGAAGGCACUUUAUUAAAACUACACAGACAGGUUGUGUCUACAUUAGAAUGAAAAGGAAUAGUUCAGGAUCAAAUAGGGGUAAUUUACAGAUCCCAUCACUCUAAUGUUGAUGGGUGCAUCUAUUAACUAGUAUUACCUUAGGAACUUCAACAACAAAUCCCUGCAGAAACAACAAACAAAGCCUGUUAGAAAAAGGAACAUGUACGGUUUCAAAAAGGCUGACAAUUUAUCCUUUGUUAUCGUCAAACUUAUGUCUUAGCAUUUGUCUUUUUAUUAUUUCAGAUCUUUGACUGUAUAUAUAUGUUACUAAUUUAAUAUUUUCACUUAAAUGCUGCAAUAAAUUUUAACAGAAAUUAUUAACUUCUGAAGCUGUAAGUGAAAUCUAGGCUUACUUUUGUAGAUUGCUAGCAUAAUGCCAAACAAAAUGCUAAUGCUUGAACAUAUUUAACAGACUACUGUGCAGUUUACCACUGGCUUCAGCUAAUGCAGGGAGAAGUAGAAUGAAAAUAACUGUGUUAGAAUUAACAGAAAUAUUCUCAUAUGUUUUAACCAUCACUAAUAUUAGCUGGCAAACAGCUUUUGUAGUGUUCCCUGUGACUAUACAAGACCAGUGCUACAAGAUGCUUCGGCAUUGUUACAGCUAACCAAUUUUCCAGUUUAUUAUCCAGACAAAAUAUUGUGAAUUAUACCAUGGCCAAGGAUAGAAGUAAUUCCUGCACAACCAGCAUAGUAGAUGGCAUAGUGCUAGUGAUGGUUUUAACUUAUCCUGUGAAAUAACACAAUAUCUAUGACAGGAUUGGCCCACAAUUUAGUCCAAAAUCUGUGCACAAAUUCCUGUUCCCCUAAGGGUAAAUUGUAAUAACUUUGGUGGUCCUCUGACUUUAGAUGUAGCGCCAUCAUCAGGUCUACAUUUCCAUUUCUCCAACACUUUAGUUUAUGACCAAAUGC